Molecule: messenger RNA, 3617 nt
Organism: Jatropha curcas
Lineage: Eukaryota; Viridiplantae; Streptophyta; Magnoliopsida; Malpighiales; Euphorbiaceae
Product: glycoside hydrolase family 2 protein
Biological process (GO): lactose catabolic process
Cellular component (GO): beta-galactosidase complex
Molecular function (GO): beta-galactosidase activity; carbohydrate binding
Source: RefSeq, a predicted model, not a curated record
GGUCGUAAAGUAAAGAAAUUUAGAGUGAGUCGCCUUGCUAACUUCGCUGCUCCACUAACUAAUUCAGUUUCCGUUCUCUUUUCAAUUCACUGUCUUUUCCUCUCUCGCUCUACACGUUGUCCAUGGUGCAAUGGCAUCUUUGGUUUCGCAAAUGGUUUCUCCAUUGGAAAGUGGACACAAGGUUUGGGAAGAUCAGACUUUUAUAAAGUGGAGAAAAAGAGAUCCUCAUGUCACUUUGCACUGUCAUGAAUCUGUUGAAGGAUCUCUUAGAUACUGGUAUCAGCGCAAUAAAGUGGAUGUAUUGGUAUCCAAGUCUGCUGUUUGGAAUGAUGAUGCUGUUCAAGCUGCUCUUGAUUCUGCUGCAUUUUGGGUUAAGGACUUGCCUUUUGUUAAGUCUUUGUCUGGCUUCUGGAAAUUUUUCCUGGCUCCCGGUCCUACGAGUGUUCCUGCCAAAUUUUAUGACCCUUCAUUUCAGGACUCGGAGUGGAAAAAUUUGCCUGUACCUUCAAAUUGGCAGAUGCAUGGAUUUGACCGACCCAUUUAUACAAAUGUGGUAUAUCCAUUCCCACUUGAUCCUCCUUAUGUUCCUGAGGAUAAUCCUACUGGCUGCUACAGAACAUACUUCCAGAUUCCUAAAGAAUGGCAGGGCCGCAGGAUUUUGCUGCACUUUGAAGCUGUGGAUUCUGCAUUCUGUGCUUGGAUUAAUGGAAUCCCUGUGGGAUAUAGUCAGGAUAGUAGGCUACCUGCAGAAUUUGAAAUCACGAAUUACUGUUAUCCAUGUAAUUCGGGAAAAGACAAUGUUCUGGCUGUUCAAGUUCUUAGAUGGUGUGAUGGGUCAUAUCUUGAAGAUCAAGAUCACUGGUGGCUCUCUGGUAUCCAUCGUGAUGUGCUUCUUCUAGCCAAGCCACAGGUAUUUAUUGCGGACUACUUUUUCAAAUCAAACCUGACUGAAAAUUUCACUUCUGCAGAUAUACAGGUUGAAGUGAAAAUAGAUAGCUCUCGAGAAACUCCUAAAGACAAAAUUUUUACCAACUUCACUGUAGAAGCUGCAUUAUAUGACCCUGGAAGCUGGUAUAACAAUGAUGGAUAUGCUGAUCUGCUUUCCUCCACUGCAGCUGACAUGAAGCUCACUCCCUCCUUUGAUGCAAUUUUGGGAUUUCUUGGUUAUGUUCUUGUGGGAAAACUAGAGAAGCCAAAGCUUUGGUCCGCAGAGCAGCCAAAGCUGUACAUUCUUGUUCUCACCCUCAAAGAUGCAUCUGGACAUGUUGUUGACUGUGAAUCAUGCCUAGUAGGCAUAAGACAAGUAUCAAAGGCACAUAAACAAAUGCUUGUUAAUGGUCAAGCAGUCAUAAUAAGAGGUGUGAACAGACAUGAACAUCAUCCACGUGUUGGGAAGACAAACAUAGAGUCCUGUAUGGUUAAGGAUCUGGUUCUAAUGAAGCAAAACAACAUCAAUGCUGUGAGAAACAGUCAUUACCCUCAGCAUCCCCGAUGGUAUGAGCUGUGUGAUCUUUUUGGCAUGUACAUGAUAGAUGAAGCCAACAUUGAGACACAUGGUUUUCAUCUUUGCGGACAUCUAAAGCAUCCUACUUUGGAAGAAAGUUGGGCUACUGCAAUGGUUGAUCGUGUGAUAGGGAUGGUGGAGAGGGACAAAAAUCAUGCAUGCAUAAUUUCAUGGUCCUUAGGAAAUGAGUCGUCAUAUGGACCUAACCAUUCUGCGGCUGCUGGUUGGAUUCGUGGAAAGGAUACCUCUCGGUUAUUGCACUAUGAAGGAGGUGGAUCUAGAACUACAUCUACAGACGUCAUAUGCCCCAUGUAUAUGCGUAUUUGGGAUAUAGUGAAGAUUGCAAACGAUCCAACAGAAUCACGCCCUUUGAUAUUGUGCGAGUAUUCACAUGCUAUGGGAAAUAGCAACGGAAAUAUAGAUGCAUAUUGGGAAGCAAUUGACAGCACAUUUGGUCUCCAAGGAGGUUUCAUCUGGGACUGGGUUGACCAGGGUUUGUUGAAGGAAACUGAAGGUGGUAGUAAGCAUUGGGCAUAUGGAGGUGACUAUGGGGACACCCCCAAUGAUCUGAACUUCUGUCUGAAUGGUAUUACAUGGCCAGAUCGAACUCCGCAUCCUGCAAUGCAUGAAGUCAAGUAUGUCUAUCAACCGAUUAAGGUUUCACUCAAGGAAAACACAAUUAAGAUAUCCAACUCUCAUUUUUUUGAAACAACACAAGGAUUGGAAUUUGGCUGGGCUGUCCAUGGUGAUGGAUGCAAACUUGGUUCUGGAAUUCUAUCACUCCCAGUGAUGAAACCCCAGAGCAGUUAUGACAUAGAAUGGGAGUCAGGUCCAUGGCAUCCUCUGUGGGCUUCAUCUUCUGCGGUAGAAAUUUUUUUAACAAUCACAGCUAAGCUUUUACAUUCAACACGCUGGGUUGAAGCUGGCCAUGUUAUCUCUUCUACACAAGUGCAAUUGCCUCCAAAAAGGGAAAUCCUAUCUUAUGCUAUCAAAGCUACAGAUGCUCCAAUAUUUACUGAAAUUCUUGGGAAUACAGCUAAAGUCAGCCAACAAAAUUUUUGGGAAAUGUCAUUGAAUACUCAAACAGGAACUAUUGAAAGCUGGAAGGUUGAAGGAACUCCUAUUAUGAAUAAAGGCAUCUUUCCAUGCUUCUGGCGAGCACCUACAGAUAAUGAUAAAGGUGGGGAGGAAAAGAGUUAUUACUCUAGAUGGAAAGCAGCUCACAUCGAUAACCUUCAAUUUCAUACAAAAAGCUGUUCUAUACUGAAUACAACUGAUAAUCUUGUGCAAAUAGAGGUGGUUUAUGUUGGCGUUCCAAGGGGCGAGGACAAUUCCUCCUCUUUAUCCCAAGAUCAGAAUGCUUUAUUCAAAGUAGACAUGAUUUACUCAAUUUAUAGUUCUGGGGACUUGGUUAUUAACUGUAAUGUCACUCCAAGCUCUGAUCUUCCACCUUUGCCACGCGUGGGGGUCGAAUUCCACUUGGAAAAAUCAGUGGACCAAAUCAGAUGGUAUGGUAAAGGACCAUUUGAAUGUUAUCCAGAUAGGAAAGCAGCAGCCCAUGUUGGGAUCUAUGAGAAGAAUGUGGGAGACAUGCAUGUUCCUUAUAUUGUUCCUGGGGAAAAUUCUGGUAGGGCAGAUGUUAGAUGGGUUACAUUUCAGGAUAAGAAUGGUAUAGGAAUUUUCGCUUCAAUCUAUGGCAGCUCUCCACCUAUGCAAAUGAGUGCUAGUUACUAUUCUUCAGCGGAACUUGAUCGGGCAACACACAAUGAAGAACUUAUUCAAGGAAAUGAUAUUGAGGUUCAUCUUGAUCACAAACAUAUGGGUUUAGGUGGAGAUGAUAGCUGGACCCCCUGUACCCAUGACAAAUAUCUGGUUCCUGCUGUGCCAUACUCCUUUUCUAUCAGGUUCUGUCCAAUAACUGCAGCCACUUCUGGCCCGCAGAUCUAUGAAUCCCAACUUUAAAACUAGAUCAUCUUUUUUCUAGAAGAUGAGGGUUGUCAUAUGUAAUUAAUGCGACCUGUAUAACGCAUAUAACCUUUUGAUCUAAAACCACUGUACAUGCAUUGAACUUUGAUCAAGUGGUUCAAAUAAAGCCCACUGUUAUUUUCAUCAA